This is a messenger RNA of Octopus bimaculoides (California two-spot octopus), 729 nucleotides long. Its product is annotated as ATP-dependent DNA helicase PIF1-like. Lineage: Eukaryota; Metazoa; Mollusca; Cephalopoda; Octopoda; Octopodidae. The record is from RefSeq and is a predicted model, not a curated record.
AUGGCAAGGUGCCUCCCAAUGCUGCAGGAGAAAUGGAAGUACAGCCAUUUUCUACUACAUGUUCAUUCUGUGGAUGACCUCAAAGACAAAGUGUUUCCCAACUUGACAGAAAAUUACCAAAACCACAAUUGGCUGUGUGAUAGAGCAACAUUGGCUCCAAAAAACCUAAACAAACAGCUAAUGCAUUCUCUUCCUGGUAGCCUUCACACUUACAAGUCUCUUGAUACAAUUCCAGAUCAAAAUGAAGUGGUGAACUAUCCUCCAGAAUUCCUUAAUUCCUUGGAGCCUCCUAGACUUCCUCCCCACAUAUUACGACUUAAACUUGGAUCUCCUGUAAUGCUGCUCCGAAAUCUGAAACUGCCACAACUUAGCAAUGAGACACAAUUGGUGGUAAAUAAAAUUAUGUCGCAUGUUAUCGAGGCUAUCAUUCUUUCUGGAUGUGGAAAAGGUGAUGACGUUUCCAUUCCAAGAAUUCUUCUUACCCCAUCAGGAGCAGAAAUUCCAUUAUCAUUCAGAAGACUGCAAUUACCCCUUCGUCUCAGUUUUGUGAUGUCAAUUAAUAAAUCCCAGGGUCAGACCCUGUCUGUGGCUGGCCUUUUCCUGAAAGAGUCCUGUUUUUUGCACAGACAAUUAGCAAAAAGAAUGGGAGAAAUUCAUAUUGUCGCUAUUGUAGCUAAGAAUAGACUACACUUAACAGAAUCACAUGAGGCCAAUUGGGGUCAUAGUGAU